This is a messenger RNA of Penicillium bovifimosum, 1392 nucleotides long. RefSeq names its product putative guanine deaminase. The transcript has a single exon. Gene Ontology annotation, molecular function: zinc ion binding; guanine deaminase activity. Gene Ontology annotation, biological process: guanine metabolic process. Gene Ontology annotation, cellular component: cytosol. Lineage: Eukaryota; Fungi; Ascomycota; Eurotiomycetes; Eurotiales; Aspergillaceae. The record is from RefSeq and is a predicted model, not a curated record. Bases 1 to 1392 code for a protein of 463 amino acids.
AUGGAUGACCUCGAUAAGAACUCCACACCAGUCUCUGGACUGCCCCUGGCUUUUCACGGCACAGUUAUUCAUUCCAAAAGUCUGGACGAGCUCGAGAUCCUAGAGAAGUGUUUUUUGUUGGUGGGAAUAGAUGGCAAAAUCCAGGUUCUACAAGCAGAUGUUGAAGCAGAUCAAAUCAACUCCAUUGUCUCGGAAAACGGCUACGCGCCCGACAUAUUCCCUGUCAAACAUCUCGAACGUGGGGAGUUUCUGUGUCCCGGUUUCGUGGAUACUCACAACCAUGCACCCCAGUGGGCACAACGUGGUGUCGGAAGAGGAAUCUCCUUGCUAGACUGGUUGGAUAAGGUUACUUUUGCCCACGAGACAAAGUUUGAAGACCCCGAAUAUGCCAAGCGCAUGUAUGGCUCCUGUGUUGCGGGCUUUUUGCAACAAGGCAUCACUACGGCGUCGUAUUACGGCUCACAUCAUGGCCAGGCAACUCGUAUCCUGGCGGACGUCUGCUUCGAAAAAGGACAGCGCGCCUUGGUAGGCAAGUGUAACAUGAACCGAAAUGCCCCGGACUGGUAUCGAGAUGCGUCCGUGUUAGACUCGCUGCAAGAGACGCGUGAGUUUAUCAACCACGUUCAGCAGCUGGACCCGAAAUACCAUUUGGUGAAACCGAUCUUGACGCCACGUUUUGCGAUAUCCUGUGAGCCAGAGUUGCUGGAUGGGCUCGGUGUCAUCGCUCGUGAACAUCCGGAUCUCCCAAUACAGACACAUUUCAAUGAAGCGAAACAGGAGAUUGAAUUCACGCAUCAGCUGUUUCCCGAAUUCGCCACGGAAGCCGAUCUCUAUCAGCGAUAUGGUCUGUUGAACGAUCGAUCCAUCCUUGCACACUGUAUCUUCCUACAAGAAGAUGAAAUCAGCCGCAUCCAGGAACUUGGCUGUGGGGUUGCUCAUUGCCCUAUCUCCAACACUACGAUGCAAGAGUUUAUGGUAGCACCUGUACGCGAGUAUCUGCGUCGGGGCAUCAAGGUGGGACUAGGCACAGAUAGUGGAGGUGGUUACUCCUCCUCCAUACUGGAGGUCAUGAAGCAGGCCUUCAUUGUAUCCAAUGCGCAGCAGAUGUUGACUCAGGGGCGGGAUCCUGCGCUGUCUCUACGCGAGGGCUUCUUUCUCGCUACUCUGGGGGGUGCGCAAGUGUGCGGGCUCGAUGACCGGAUCGGGAAUUUUGCGGUUGGGAAGGAGUUUGAUGCACUCGAAGUCCAUACCAUGGACCUUCGCCAGCCAGGAGUGAUGAGCCCAGUCGAAGACGAAGAUUCCAUCCCAGUAAUAUUUGAGAAGUUUUUGAUGACUGGGGACGAUCGAAAUAUUGUCAGAGUCUAUGUGAGCGGACGAUCGGUCAAAGUUUGA